This is a messenger RNA of Arctia plantaginis, 1395 nucleotides long. Lineage: Eukaryota; Metazoa; Arthropoda; Insecta; Lepidoptera; Erebidae. The record is from the annotation of a GenBank genome assembly.
AUGGCGGACGCAGUGAAGGAGAAAGUGUCUCUACCAAGCAUUAGCAGUAGCGACUCAAUUCCUGACAAAGCGAAAUGGGACCGACCUCUCGAGUUCAUCCUUGCCUGUUUAGGCUAUGCUGUUGGUCUUGGCAAUGUAUGGAGGUUCCCUUAUCUUGCUUAUAGAAAUGGCGGUGGUGCCUUCUUGAUACCAUUUUUCUUGAUGCUGUUGUUCAUUGGUCUUCCAAUCUUCUUUCUCGAACUUUAUGUCGGACAGUUCUCUGGCCUCGGCCCAAUACAGGCUUUCAGUGCAAUAUCUCCUUUCUUCAGCGGAUUAGGAUAUUGUACUCUCGUGGUUAUCACCAUUAUAUCCAUCUACUACAUGAUUAUCGUUGCCUGGGCUGUUUUCUAUACAAUUGUUUCAAUUGCUGGAAAUUUGGAUUGGGGAUCCUGCGAAAAUGAGUUCAAUACCAUAAAUUGUUUCAGUGGUGAAUACGACCGAUUAUGCAGGGAAAAUAAUACCGGUGAUUCUACUGACCUAACUUACUACCAGCAGCAUUGUGUCAGCAUCGGGACUAUUUGCAUUGAAACUGGCUUUCAACCUUACGAUGGCAAAAACUGUUUGAAUGGAAGUGAAGUUAUACCUUGGUUCAAAAAUGUUACGAGAAUUUUAGCAGCAGAAGAAUAUUUCAAUGAACGUGUGCUGGGUCGAGGUGACGCCACCUGGGAGAACUGGGGCACGAUACAAUGGCAUAUGGUUGGAUGUCUGGCACUCUGUUGGUUCGUAGCCUUCUUGGUUGUUAUUAAGGGAGUCCAGUCUGCAGGCAAAGUGGUGUACUUUACGGCUUUGUUCCCUUACGUCAUGUUAACAGCUCUACUUAUUCGAGGUGUAACUCUAGAAGGUGCCGUAGACGGAAUCAUUUUUUAUUUAUCACCUAAUUGGGAGACUUUGCUGGAAGCUCGAGUGUGGGGUGACGCUGCUUCGCAGAUCUUCUACUCCUUUGGUGUGGCAGCCGGUGCGUGCGUGACCCUGGCAUCAUACAACAAAUUCACUAACAACUGUCAGUUUGAUGCAGUUUUGGUCAGUUUCACCAACUUUUUCACGUCUAUAUAUGCAGGGUUUGCUAUAUUCUCUGUACUGGGUUUCCAAGCUAAUCUGAUGGGAGUCACUGUAGAUGAUGUUGCUGCAGAAGACGUAGGCCUUGCCUUUGUUGCAUACCCGGAAGCGCUUCUUCAGAUGCCCCUCCCACAACUCUGGUGUAUUUUGUUCUUCUUCAUGCUUUUUAUCCUCGGUCUUGGAAGUCAAUUUGCUGGUAUUGAAGCCAUGAAUACUGCUAUUACUGACAGGUGGCCAACUUUAAGGAAAAGCUAUUGGAAGGAGAGCCAUGCUACUGCUCCUAUCUAUCGGUUCGAUUAA